GAGCGCGCGGGCACCAACUGCUUGCCCCCGCCCGCAACCGCAACAGCUGCUACCCCCAUAUGGACAUCUCAAUAUUUGUUUUAUUUUUUUAAUAUAUUUGUAUAUAAUUAUAAUUAGAGUAGCGUGGAAACCUAUAUACACCAAAGUCUCAUAUGCACCGUUUUUUUUUUUAAUUUUGUUAGUUCGUGCAAUUGCUCAUAUACACUGGAUAUGUUCCCUUUAUAUAGCACCCCCUCUAUCUCUACCCAGCUCUCCUUCGAGCUGCCACCCCUCUCUUCUCGUCUUCUUCUCCCGUCCCCUCUUCCCUGCUCUGCUGCGCUCGACCAGGGGCUUCAACCAGAGAAGCGAGCAGAGGAUCAGGCGCGCCGCGCGCCAGGCAGCCGCUGCUUGAUGGGGUCCAAAGCGGUAAUUCUUGCCGCGGCUGUACUGGCGGUCCUCCUCUCCACCCCGGCAUUGGCUCAGAAGGGUAGCCCGCCGGCGCCCGUGUCACUGCCGCCGGCCCCGGCCCCGGCGCCGGCGCCGCACUACGUGGACCUCGCGGAGCUCCUGAGCGUGGCCGGCCCGUUCCACACGUUCCUCAGCUACCUGGAGAGGACCAACGUGAUCGAGACCUUCCAGGGCCAGGCCAACGACACCAAAGUGGGCAUCACCGUGUUCGUCCCCAAGGACUCGGCGUUCUCGGCGCUCAAGAAGUCCACCUUCUCCAACCUCACCUCCGACCAGCUCAAGAAGCUGCUCCUGUACCACGCGUUGCCCAGGUUCUACUCCCUGGCCGAGUUCAAGAACCUGAGCUCGCUCAACCCGGUGGACACCUUCGCCGGGUCGCCCUACACGCUCAACCUCACCGACGACAUGGGCACCAUCUACGUGCAGUCCAUGUGGUCCAGGCCCAAGAUCGCCAGCAGCGUGUACGCCACCAGGCCCGUCGCCGUCUACGCGCUCAACAAGGUGCUGCUGCCCAUGCAGCUCUUCAGCAAGGACCCGCCGCUCGCGCCGGCGCCCGCGCCCGCGCCCGAGUCCGGGGCGUCCGAUGCCCCCAGCCCCGCGGCCGCCGGCAAAGCAGGCGGCCUGACGGGCGGCAAGGGCGACUCGACGAGCGCCGCGCACAGCACCGGCGCCGUCGGCGUUGCCAGCUCCUUGCUGCUCGCUGCAGCAGCGCGCUUGAUUCUCCUGUGGUGGUGACCGGUGACAGGCUUGUGGGUUCUUGCCAUUCGUGUGAGCACAGCAUUCGUGCCUCCCCACGGCCACGCUUGAUUUCGUUUUGAAUGGGUUGCUGGAGUAAAUUCUUUUGGACAUAAAGUAGGCAUACCGUUAGGAUCGAGUUGGAGUAUUUUUACGUCACAUUACAUCAUUACUCUCAUAAUGUCUAACAUUUUUUUAUCGACGGAUGAUUGAACGGAUGAACACGAGAAAAAAGUUUUCACUGCAACCACUUUUCCUCUAGUCCAUCUACGCAGCUGGCGAUCGAAAACAUUUUGAUAGCUGUUAAAGAACUAAAACUGCUUCACACCUCACCUCUGGCUCUGACUGUUUCACCUAGUGACCUGUUGAUGCCCACUGGACACGUGGGAAAUGUCCCUGUGAGAGGUCGAGUCUACGCCGCUGAGUCGUUCCUGGCAGGAACAACAUGCUCAAGAUUACAACUUUGUUCAAUAUGGUGGCUGUACACUGAAAGGAUGGCGCAUAUGCUAUACACUAUUUUAUUCGAAUUUUCAACUUGGGCUGGUUCCUGCCUAAAGAAA
Zea mays is the source of this 1742-nucleotide messenger RNA. RefSeq names its product fasciclin-like arabinogalactan protein 7. NCBI's taxonomy places the organism in Eukaryota, Viridiplantae, Streptophyta, Magnoliopsida, Poales, Poaceae. Bases 211 to 1182 code for a protein of 323 amino acids. The transcript has 2 exons. The record is from RefSeq and is a predicted model, not a curated record. Gene Ontology annotation, cellular component: plasma membrane. Gene Ontology annotation, biological process: plant-type secondary cell wall biogenesis.